UCCUUUGGGGGUGCUGAAACUCACAAGCAAUCCCAUGUUCCUCGACAGAAGACGCUGUUGCUCUUUCUUCUCUUGUACUUCUUCUUUGCAGGCAUUGCUAAAAAGCGGCUUCUCGCCCACUCUCAAAUCAAUCAACCGAUUCUUGCUCUUUCUUCUCCGACUCCAGAAGUUCGACUUAAUCGCGCAUUUCAUUUCCCAAAUAAACUCGAAUGGAAUUGAAGGCAACUAUCGAACUCAAUCGAUCUUUACUUGGGCUCUUCUUAAAUCUCACAAAUUCGAUGAAGCAGAGCAGCUAAUGAAGAACCGCAUUGUAGGGUCGACUCGAAUGUGGGACGCUCUUAUUCAAGGCAUUAUUUCUACCACACGAGAAGAUCCUGAUAGAGCAUUUUUUAUAUUAGAGGAUUGUUUGAGGAACCGUAAUGUCUUGCCUUCUUCUUUCACUUUUGGCUUAAUAAUUCAUAGAUUGAGCUCUCAGGGUAACAUGGGAAGGGUAAUUGAUGUUCUGGAAUUGAUGGCCGAUGCCGAAGUCAAGUACCCGUUUGAUAAUUUUAUUUGCAGUUCAGUGAUUUCGGGGUUUUGUAAGAUUGGGAAACCGGAACUUGCUCUUGGAUUUUUUGAGAACACCAUAAGUUCUGGAGUUUUGCAACCCAACGUUGUGACUUACACCGCGCUUGUAAGUGCUCUUGGUAAGUUAGGAGAUGUAAAAAAGGCGACAAGCUUCUUGGCGAAGAUGUUAAAAGAUGGACGAGAACCCGAUAAGGUCACAUAUACCGCAAUUAUGACGGCGUAUUGUGUGAAGGGAAAAUUAGAGGAAGCCUUGACUGUUUUCAAGAACGUCAAUGCUUUGGGAAUUGACGCAGAUGAGUUUAUGUUUGCAACUUUAAUUAAUGGGUUCAGCGAGAGAGGGGAUUUCGAUCAUGUAUUCUGUCUGUUGGAUGAAAUGGAGAAGAGGGAGAUUAGAGCUAGUAUCGUUACGUAUAAUUGUGUAAUCAAUGGAUUAUGCAAGUUUGGGAGGAUGUCCGAAGCUGAUGAGUUCUCAAAAAUUGUACCUGCAGACAUCAUUACAUAUAGUACCCUGCUUCAUGGGUAUGCUGAGGAAGAGAACAUCCCAGGGAUUUUGCAAACGAAGAGGCGACUAGAAGAAGCUCAAAUCUCUAUGGACGUUGUGAUGUGUAAUGUGCUUAUAAAAGCACUAUUUGUGUUGGGGGCAUUUGAAGAUGCUUACGCAGUUUAUAAGUGGAUGCCAGAAAUGGGUUUGGUUGCAAAUUCUGUUACUUUUUGUACAAUGAUUGAUUGCUAUUGCAAGGUGGGUAGAAUUGAUGAGGCACUAGAGAUAUUUGAUGAAUUCAGAAAGACUUCAAUUUCUUCACAUGCAUGCUACAAUAGUAUUAUCAGUGGCCUCUGCAAGGAGGGUAUUGUGGAAAUGGCAACUGAGACAUUUAUUGAGCUUAAUGAUAAAGGACUGGUGUUGGAUGCAGGUAUAUAUAGGAUGUUAAUGCAAGCUAUUUUUAAAGAAAAAGGUGCUAAAGAGGCUUUAGAACUUGUUCACAGAAUGGAAGCUUUAGGGCCAGACAUGCAUAAUACCAUAUGUAAUGAUUCUAUCUUCUUAUUAUGCAAAAGAGGGUUGAUUGAGGAUGCAUAUCAAUUUUGCAUGAUGAUGAGGAUGAAAGGCUCUUCCAUCAGAAGCAAGACUUUUUUUUCAAUAUUGAGAAGGCUUAUUAGUGAUGGAAAAUCAGAGGAAAGUUUGCCUCUCUUGAAUAGUUUUAUAAAACUAUAUGGCCUAAGUGAACCAAGGGUACAUAAGAUUGUUGCACAGUAUCUUUGUCUGAGGGAUGUUGAUUGUGCCUUUCGGUUUCUCGCAAAAACAAUAGAUAACUCUUCAGCUGCCUCUUUUCCUGUUUCCUUACCAAAGCUUUUUCUAAAGGAGGGUAGAGCUUUAGAUGCAUAUAGGCUGAUCAUGGAGGGUCAAGAUUAUUUACCAACCAUGGAUGUUAUUGAUUUUACUACUGUGAUUGAUGGGUUAUGCAAAGGAGGAUUUGUAAGUAAAGCGUUGGAUCUUUGUAUCUUUGCUGAAAAAAAGGGGAUUACUUUGAACAUAGUCUCAUAUAAUUCAAUUAUUAAUGGGUUGUGCAUUGAUGGACGUCUUCUUGAAGCAUUUCGUCUAUUUGAUUCAUUAGAGCAAAUUGGUUUGACACCCUCUGAAAUAACUUAUGCUACAUUAAUUUAUGCUCUAUGUAGAGAAGGAUAUUUGCUAGAUGCCAAUUAUGUUUUCAGGAAAAUGGCCCUGAAGGGAUUUCAACCAAAAUUACAAGUUUACAAUUCAUUGCUUGAUGGUAUUUCUAAGGUUGGUCGACUAGAGGAAGCCUUGAAUAUUUUAGAUGAUAUGGAGACAAAACUUAUUCAGCCCAACUAUUUUACUGUUAGUGCUGUAAUAAAUUGCUAUUGCCAGAAGGGUGACCUUGAAGGGGCCCUUGCAUUCUUUGAUAAAUUCAAGAGCAAGGAUAUAUUACCUGAUUUUUUGGGCUUCUUGUAUUUGAUAAGAGGUCUGUGUGCCAAGGGGAGGAUGGAAGAAGCCAGGAGUAUCUUGAGAGAAAUGUUCCAGAUCAAACCUAUAGCUGAGCUGAUUAACAUUAUAGAAAGCAAGGUUGAGACGGAGUCUAUAAGGGAUUGUCUUGUUUUCUUGUGUGAACAAGGAAGAAUUCAAGAAGCUGUUAGAGUUCUUAAUGAAAUUGCAUCUAUACUUUUUCCUGCUAAGAGGUUGUCAACAUCUAAUCAAUUAUCCCAUAAACAGCUGAAAGUUUAUGAAGGGAAGGGUUUUGGUUCAGAUCUUAAAGGGUCUGUACCAUCGUCUCACAAAAUUGAUUUGGAUGUUGGAUCUUGUGAUACUGUAAAUGGGAGCAAUGCAUUUACAACUGAAGUUAGUCGUAUGACAAGAUCUCAGUUGCAUGACUUUGAUUUCUACUAUUCUCGGAUUGCUGCACUCUGUUCCAAUGGGGAGCUGCAGGAAGCUAGUCAAUUAGCGAAAGAAUUGCUUUCUGACUUGACAGGGUCUACAAGCUAAAUUAAAGGGGGAAGUUGGAAGUAAAUUUUCCUUUGAUGCGAGGAAUCCCCACAAUGGUCUGUAAACAAAGAAUUCAUGCGGUUGAAACCUGCAGGUUUUGGUGCUAUAUUUCACCAUUCUUUCAUUUGAAUAUCCUGGGGAGGCUCUGCUGUAUCUACUGCUCAGCACGAUAUAGACCAGCUACAGUGGAUGAAUAGUGCUGAUGAACAAUAUUUUUCUGGCCCCAAAAUGUCCUCCUGCUUCCUUCCCUGUCAGAACAUCUUGUACAUGGCUUGCACAGUGAAUUACCAUAAAUUCCCUCCGAUUUGAUCCCUGAUGGUGGCGUGCUUUUUGGAUUGCUUUCAUCCGGGUGCCUGUUCCCUUCUCCCCAUGCCAUGGGACUGUAGAUUUCUUGGGCCAUAUUUCAAGUGCUGGUUCAAAUUUUGCCCCCCAUUUUCCUUUGUCUGCCUGCCAUUUUUUUCUUGCCCCUCAGGACUUCUUCCUUGCAUUGUAUCCUCUCCCAUCUAAUUUAAGUCCUUGGCUACGAUUUAUUUCUGUUCAUUUGCUGGGUUAUAUGUCCCUCGUAAGAUGAAAAUCAUUUUUUCCCACACCUCUUGAAUCAUCAUUGGUGAAAUUGAUGCCUCCAAGCUUGUUGCACUCCCUGUCAUACAGGAGGAGAUAUUUCCGUCCCCUGUAGGUCACUGUCACAGCUGCAGAAGCUGAAGGGAUCAAAGCUGCUCACCCUAUUCCAAUUCUACCCGCACCAGAUCUGGAAUGGCUGGUGGCAAUCAAAGCAUGGCUGCCCUUAAGCCUGCUGGUGGAGUUGGGAAGAAAUCUAAGAGGAAAUUCAAGGUUGGCAAAUGCAAGUGCCAUGUUGGUAAUGGCAAGCUUAGGAAGAAGCCCAUACAAGUCUCCAAUUGAUAAUGGAUAAUGUUGAUGACAAAGGUACUGCCAAGUUUUUGCUAGAUAAAAUAGCAAAAGUGGGAGAUGAGGCACUAAGUUCCUUCAUGGAUGGGUCGGUUGUCUCCUGAAAGCUUUUGACAUCUCACAUUACAUUGAUUUCUGUUUCUAGGUAUAUGUAUUUAACUUAGACUGUCAAGGAUCACAGAAAAGAGGGAUAAGUGUCGACUUAUCAGCUAGGAAGUGUUGUCAAGAUGGGAGAGGACUUUAAAGCAUACUCAUAGAGCCCUGUCCUGGACAUUUUGAUUGAUGUUAAGUUGCUGUCUUUGGCAACUAGGACAGCAAACACGAGUGAAGAAUCAUGUUCUGAAGAAAAAGGCUUGAAUCCCUUGCACCAGUUGGAAAACAUACUUGAAAAUGACCCACUUAACGAUUUGUUGCCUCUCUUCAAUGAGUUUUAUCUUUGGCUUCUGGAUCUAGUGAUGAACUGGGCUAUAUUCAUCCGUACCAAUUCUCCUUGCUUAAUGAUGAAUUAGGCAUUUCCUAUGAUUCAUCUGAAGAAGUUUUGCAUCCAUCAACAGAAAGGAUAGCAGGCUCGGUGGAAUCACUUAUUAAUACUUCCAACAAAGAGAACUUGUAUUUUUGGGAAAGGGAUCAUAAACUGGGAAUUUCAACCCAAAUUCUUCUACAAUUAUAUGAUCUGCUAAACAUGCAUUUAUGUCUGCAUUUAAACCAUACGAGGCAUCUAGCAGCCAAUCCGACAAAGUUGGCAAUUCUUCAUAUGCCUUUUUAUCCUGUGACUAUAUUGAAAGUAUACUUACUAGACGCAGCAGGUCUCUUCUGCUGCUGAGCUGUGAGCCUGUGACUUUAUAACUGCUUGAAAUUGCAGAAAGUAUGUGCUUGCCAAGAAGAAUCAAUUCCCAAUGUUUAUGGAUGAACUUUACCUUUCGGCACUUGUGCUCUUAUAUGCACCUAGAAGUGAACAAGCUUGGAACUAUAGGAGGAAAUUUCUUGAGGAGGUAACGCCUGGCUUGCUACUGGAGCCUUUGCUAAAAAUGAGAAAAGCCUGGGAGUCUUGGAGAUGAUGAUCCUAGCCAGCGAGAGGUCUUAAGGAUGGGAGUUUCCUGCUUGAUCAUUGACCAAGAGAAGUUUUCAGAAACGCUGGUAUUGCAAUCAUUGUUUGGAGAUAGCAUUCUGGAUAGGACUUGGAAAAUGAUACGUUUACUUUCAGGUUCUUAAAUAAAGAGUCAGCCCCUGCCUUAUUGAUUCCCUCGAGAAGUCCAUGUCAUUUUAUUUGAAAAAUUCUGUUCAAAUCUGGAGCUUUGUAAUUUAUCCUAUGUUUCUUCUUUGAAAGCAUGAGUUUUCUAAGGUUAUUUUAUUCCUAAUUAUUAACUUUACCAAGCUUCUCAAUAUUCGUCUCAUUUUUUUAAGUUUAUUUCUUACUUUGUAGAGUGAAGAACUUCAGUCUUAUUGACAAUAUUUAUAGCAAGUUGGUCCUUCCCUUUA
This is a messenger RNA of Prosopis cineraria, 5446 nucleotides long. RefSeq names its product pentatricopeptide repeat-containing protein At5g57250, mitochondrial. Gene Ontology annotation, molecular function: protein binding. NCBI's taxonomy places the organism in Eukaryota, Viridiplantae, Streptophyta, Magnoliopsida, Fabales, Fabaceae. The record is from RefSeq and is a predicted model, not a curated record. The transcript has 9 exons. The coding region runs from base 35 to 3061 and encodes 1008 amino acids.